Messenger RNA from Salmo salar (Atlantic salmon), 4875 nucleotides. Its product is annotated as centrosomal P4.1-associated protein. Gene Ontology annotation, cellular component: centriole; centrosome. Gene Ontology annotation, molecular function: tubulin binding. Gene Ontology annotation, biological process: centriole elongation; cilium assembly. Lineage: Eukaryota; Metazoa; Chordata; Actinopteri; Salmoniformes; Salmonidae. The record is from RefSeq and is a predicted model, not a curated record.
GGCACAGGGCAUUGAGAUGCACCUCCGUGGAGAGGGAGAUCCCAUCCCCCUGCUGCUCUGACUGAUCCAGUGUCUUUGAAUUAGAGACAAAGAGAACGGCAGCUUAAGACAGAUACAACUGACCCAGAGUCAGUGGAGCAAAACACACAGAAGGAAGAGCAGCAGGAUAAAAAAACAAGCUGAAAACACAAUCAUCACGGGAUGAACGAGUGACGAAUUUCCGGGCAAGGGCGGUCCAUUUAAAAAUAAUUCCUUCCUCCCUCGCCAUGCAAGCGUAUACUCGUCAGAAGUGUCCACGUAAUUUGAGGGCUGAGGGUCUUUUAAGUGUUUGGACCGCUAGUAGGGACUCCAGUACAUCCUCCAGAAAUGCAUUUGAACGUCUUGAAAUGUCCCAUUGACGAAUGGCAAUUGUUUGAAAACCACUUCCUGGUCUUGGAUUUCAACGCCAUCUACUACAUUACCCAAAAUGCAAUUUGUCCUAUUUUUCUCCUCGCGGGCUUUGUUUUGGGAUGGCGGUAUACUUCGAAUCUCCCAUUUGUUGUCUUCAAACACUGAAAAUACAUUGAAUACGUAAAUUCGUUGUCUGUAAACAAGCCCUGUCUGGAGAGCAAGUCAUGUCAUCUCCAGCUGGGUUGCAGGCUCAGCAGUCCCAAACAAAGUUCCUUGACCGAUGGUUGACGAGCAGCUCCUGUGCCGGGGUUAUCCUGAACCCCUCCCCGGACCUGGCUGACUCUCUUCGACACAGCUCUGUCUGGAGAUCCCGGGAUGUGAAUGACUCCUUUGCCUCUCAAUUUGUUCCCCUCCCGGUCUCCAGUAGCAGCAGUUGCCUCAGUAUCAGUUCCCUCGUCCAUGAUGCUGAGUCCGGGACAGAAUUGAGCAAACAGAAUCAGCUACCAGUUGAUAGAACUUUGUCUGACAGACAAUUUGCUGGACUGCAGACAGUGGUGUCUCAAGGGUUGACAUUACCUGGAGAGAUGGACAGUAUGGAGAAGUUUGUAGAGCAGUCUCAGGACCUACCCCUAAUGCUCAAACUCGAACGGCUGAGGCAGUGGCAGCAGCACAUGCAGGAGCAGCUGAAAGCCCACCAGCUAGAGGAACUCGUCAGUCUCCAGGAGGAGCAACAAAGGUUACUGGGCAUGGUGCAUGUGGCUCAGCAGGAUGGAGCAGAUUACAUAGAGAUCUCCAAGUUGACGGGAGCGGACUGGGGAGAGAACACUCUAUUGGGGGGCUACCCCCUCUCUCACAGACCCCCAGCAGCCAAGAGCUUCCCUACAUUCCGGCAGCCUCCAAGGGGCCAGGAGCAGGAAAAGGACCAAACACUGGGGACAGAAGCAUGGAGCAAUCCACACAAACGUCAUCAGCUGAAUGGGGAUGCUGAUGAUGGGGGUGGUGAUGAGGAAGUCACGUUAUCUUCCCAUUCUGCUCCCUCCAUGACUGAAGACUACAAAGCAUAUAGAGGAGAUGACUGUGAACUAGACUCACAGGACAGGCCCAUUAAACCAGGGAUAGGGGGGCAGAAACAGACGUUUGAGGCGCUCCUGGAGGAACAGCUGAGACUGGAGGAACAGAGACUGAAGACCACCCAGCAGCAGCAGAGCCCAGAGGCAGCUGAGGGAGCCAGUCCGAGAGCUAAUACCAAGAGAGCCUUCCUGAGGCGAGGGGAGGGCCUCUCCAGAUUCACCAACCGAAGCAAAGCCCCUAUGCCCAACAGAGGGGAACCCCAAAAAGAUCUCAAACCCCAGGCCAAGGUCAGCACCCGUUGGCCCACCCAGAAGGUCAGUCAGCGCCCCCCCGUACAGCGCAAGACUGCUGUGCUCAACAAGGAGAACAGACCAAGAGACCUGUGCUCACCCCUUCUGGACAGUGUCAGACCAGAGGGCAAGGCAGACAAGCCGGUCGCAGUGAGGCCCAGAGUCCUGGGCAGUCAUCAGAGACAGAACAUUGAGAUGACUAACUGUCUAAGGCCAAGGGAGGUGAUUAGUAACAAGGUGGGCGGGACUUCUCUACCUGUGAGUAGAACUCCUGCAGCUGUAACUAAACAGUUUGGGCUUGAGGAGAGGACUGGAGCACUGCAGAGGAAUGGAAGUGGUCCAUCGAGACCGGAUGGAGCAGCAGAGGGAAAAUCGGGUGUUCCGGAGUAUUCCUUUGAGCUGUCGUUCCAGGAGAAGCUGCAGCACUGGGACUGUGACCGUCAGAAGGAGAGUGUGGAGCUGGGGGAGUUUGAGCUGUUGGAGCAGGCAGCUGAGGAACUCUCCUUCUCCUCCAACUCAUCCUUUGUCAUGAAGGUGCUGCAGCUGGACCAGCAACACCCCCUUCAGGGCAGCAGGGGGAGCCAUCCGCGACGCCUCUCCUCCACGCCCAUCAAAUCCCCCACACUGCCUAAAGGGGUUCACAGCCAGGGCACCAGUAGAAGUGGCCAAGGCACAGGGACCAGCUCAUCUGAAUCACCAGGAGUAUCUGCUGUGAGGGCAAAGGGGGUAAUGAGGGAAAACGGCAAAGCCACUGAUGAGGAAGAAGAUGAGGUGAGCGACGGCAAACAUGAGGAAAUCUCUGACAUCUUGUUCCACAGCAGCUCUGAAUUCGGGGAUCGGGAGGAAGUAGCCCGACCGUCAUACCAGACUACAGUUUCCAGCAACCUCUGGGAAAACCCGCUCCCUGCAUCCAACCCUCCAUACGACAAGAGGUCAUAUCAGGACACAGAGGGAGGCUCAAGCCAGGCAGAGGAGGGCGGGGAGAGUGACCUUGACGACUCCACCCUUUUGGAGGACAGAGAAGAGAGGGACCACGAGGGUCUGUUGGUGUUUGAUGACAAUGACACCUGGAACGACCUGGAGGAGGCUGGCAGCAUCGUUGAGGACGAUAGCAGAACAAGAGGCGCUGCAACAGGAAACCGACACACUCCCACAGCAACAGUGAAUGACAUUUCACCCACAGAGAGGACACUGAAGAGAAAGGUGGCUGUGGCCAAAGGGACAGAGCUGGAAAGGAUGUCUGUUAUCACAGCAGCCAACCAGGAGCCAGAUCCUCCUCCCGCUUCCCAUCUCAUGGCCAGGCUGUUCCCCUCGCUAAAGCCCAAAACCCAGGCCCCUUCUCCACCAGAACCUAUGAAGACUGAGGUCGGAUCAGGCCAGCAGCAGUCCAGGCAGCUGAGGGAGAGGCUGGUGGAGCUGGAGCUGGAGAUUGAACGUUUCAGGACAGAGAAUGCUGCCUUGGCCAGACUUAGACAGGAGAACGAAAAGAACCAGGAGAAACUCCGUAAGGAGUGUGCAGAGUUUGAGCAGCGGAAGGCUGAGGAGCUGGCCAAGUUUGAGGAGUUCAAGAGGGAGGAGACCAAGAAGCUGCAGAAGGAACGCAAGGUGUUUGAGAGGCAUGCCUCUGCCGCCAGAGCCAUACCAGACAAGAGGGAGCGUGAGGAGAUCCAGGCCAUGAAGAAGCAGCUGAGUUUCCUGCAGGAGGAGUUGAAGCGGAGAGAGAGCCGCUGGUCCACCACACAUAACCGUCUGCGGCAGCAGAUAGACUCCCUGAGCUCAGAGAACAGCAACCUGAAAGACGAGGUCCGCACCAUGGAGAAACUACGCCUCAGCACAUGGAGGAAGAUUGGGACAGACAGCGAAAGAGAGAACGACAGGAGGGAGAAGGAGAGAGGGCGGGAGGGACCCAGGCCGUUGGACAGUUACAUUGCUCUUGAAGCCAGGUGCCUCAAAUUGGCAAGUCCUCCUGACACUGUGAGGAGCAGCCAACCACAGAACAGCAUUUCCUCUAAAGGCAGCCCAUCAGGACACAGCCCCACCACUCAAGGAGGUAUCAGGGGCAUCCUGAAGCGGUCAGGCCUUUCACCAGCACCCAGCCCCGCUCACAGUUCCAGCUCAGAGGAUAGACCAGAAUCUUUGACCAGGAGCCACCACCCAGCACAGAGCCACGACCACUCAAACAACCUGUCCCCUAGGGCUCGAGGUCUGCAGACUGAAACAGAGGUCAAAGAGCAACAAGAGCCAGGUCAGGAAGUCCUCACCCACUCUGAUGGAAAGAUGGAGAGGGUUCUGGCCUGUGGAGGGAGACUCAUCAUCUUUCCCAAUGGGACCAGGAAGGAGGUGUCAGCGGACGGACUGACAGUCAAAGUCACCUUCUUCAAUGGGGACAUCAAGCAGGUCAUGGCUGACCAGAGAGUGAUCUACUACUAUGCGGAUGCCCAGACCACUCACACCACCUAUCCUGACGGCAUCGAGGUUCUGCAGUUCCCCAACAACCAGACUGAGAAGCAUUUCCCUGAUGGCCGUAAGGAGAUCACAUUCCCUGACCAGACAGUCAAGAACCUCUAUCCAGAUGGGAGGGAGGAGAGUGUCCUCACUGACGGGACCAUCAUACAAGUUAACUUGGAUGGCAGUAAGGAGAUCCAGUUCAACACAGGCCAGAAGGAGAUCCACACAGCAGACUAUAAGAGGAGGGAGUACCCAGAUGGCACUUUGAAGACAGUCUAUACCGAUGGCAGACAGGAGACCCGCUACCCCACCGGACGCCUCAGAGUUAAAGACAAGGAUGGUAACAUUGUCAUGGACAACAGGCCCUAGGAUUGUUUACACAAUAUGAGGUAUCGCCAUGGGAACUAAAGCUGAAGCACAGUUGAACAUUUCUGUUGGGGUGAGAGUUGUUUGACAUAGGUUUUUAGUAUGUUUGAGUUGAAUGUAGUGAGUGACUUGUAAAAAAUGUCUAAUCCAUAUUUAUUUUUAGUUGAUUGUAUUGUUUUGGUAAAAUAAAUGUUUAAUCAAAUCAGUGAGCACAUUCAGGUAUUGUUUUAAGAGUAAAACAUUGAAGCAGUAUAAAAUUAAACUAAUACUUCUGUACCCUUCAUACAGACAGUAUUUCAGAUGUAAAAUA